Striga asiatica is the source of this 495-nucleotide messenger RNA. Lineage: Eukaryota; Viridiplantae; Streptophyta; Magnoliopsida; Lamiales; Orobanchaceae. The record is from the annotation of a GenBank genome assembly.
AUGGACACUUCUUCCUUCCAGGCCGUCCAUCUACUUCAGCACACCGCCGGUGUCGAUUCACACAGAACACGCAGCCGCCAUCGGACCUCCGUCGCUGUCGCGUCGCGCCGCAGUAUGCCGCUUCAUAGCAUCGUCACCUUCAGUAGACGCGACUCCUCGUCGCCGGCUCGCUGCCUCGUCUAUGUCAGACGGAUCGACGCCUCGUCUCCAUCCACAAGAACAUAUCUUCGUCUCCCGUCCAUCACAGCGUCGCAAAGCCGUCGUCCACCGCCGCGUCUCUUCAGUUCCGUCAGCCGUCGUGUCGCCUCACCGCCGCGUCACUUCGGUUCCGUCAGCCGUCAACCGCUGUGUUGCCUCGCCUCCGUCAGUGGCUGCCUUUGGUCGGAGUUUAGCUUCAUUGGAGGAGGAGCUCAAACACCUUCGUCUACGCGAUGCAAAGUCGACCCAAGUAGUUAUGGCGGAGGUGUGUGGAUGUUGUGCAGAGAGGGGGCAUAG